Molecule: messenger RNA, 4240 nt
Organism: Melanotaenia boesemani (Boeseman's rainbowfish)
Lineage: Eukaryota; Metazoa; Chordata; Actinopteri; Atheriniformes; Melanotaeniidae
Product: gamma-aminobutyric acid receptor subunit rho-1
Exons: 13
Coding region: 949-2382 (477 amino acids)
Biological process (GO): nervous system process; regulation of membrane potential; monoatomic ion transmembrane transport
Cellular component (GO): membrane; neuron projection; synapse
Molecular function (GO): GABA-A receptor activity; neurotransmitter receptor activity; extracellular ligand-gated monoatomic ion channel activity
Source: RefSeq, a predicted model, not a curated record
UUCUGGUUGUGCACUCAAACCCAGAAAACAAGACGUUAAUUUAAACAAAAGACAGCAUUUGAUGUCUUUUUGUGUGACUUCCACCACAUAUAUUGAACCAGUGAAGAAGUAAAUGAUUAAUAUGCUGCCGUUGCUUGGCCUAAUUAUGAGUCUGUUGGAAAAGUGAGAUUCUCAUUAACUCCUGAAUUUGUUUACAGUCUGAUGGCCUGGGGGACAAAGCUGUUGCAGAACCUGGUGGUCCUGUGGUUUCCAGAGGCCAGCAGGGUAAACAGUCCGUGGUGGGGGUGUGAGCCUGAGACACGCAGUGAUUCUGACAACAGUCCUGGAUGGAGGGGAGAGGGUCUUGAUGAUCCUUUCUGCUGUCUUUACCACUCGCCUCACAUCCUUCCAGCCGGAGGCGCUGCAGCCUCCAAACCACACAGAGAUGCAACUGGUGACAACAGCAUUUCAGCAGGAGACUCCAGCAUCAGAGGGAGCUGAGGAGCCUUUCAGAUCACACAGAGCUUCGUCUCACCCUCUGCAGGUCUGUAUCUCUACACUAGUGACCUUACAAAUGAGCAUGCUGCAUCAUUGUGAGACUUGGUGUUUCUGGGCAGUGCAAAGUGGAAGAGAGCACAUCAGAGUGCAGGGUAUCUGUGAGCAGCAGAGCACAGAGAGGCAGGCACAUCCGCCGCUGGAGGGAUCAAAUCUGUACCAUCUGACGCUCAAGGAUUUAUGGGUUUAGCCAAAAUUGCUUUUCCCACUGUGGAGAUUAAGCACCGUAGGAUGUUUUCCACUCAGGCCGUAGAAUAGCCCAGUGUAGCUGCUGCUGCUGUUGCUGUUUUUCCCCCUUCUUAUCAGCUCCGGCGCUGGAGAAGGGAAUGUCUCAGGAGGGAAGAGUGCUCCAAAGCCUGGUGGGGAGUAAAUUCUGAUUGACAGAAGAGGUCUGUCCUCUGGGGAAUGUGAACCAUGCAGGUGGAUGCGGUCUUUGUGCUCUUCUGUGUUUGGCUCGCAGGCGCAGCUGGGAAGAUGGUUCAGUCGAGAGGUCACAAACUCGAAACCUACAAACAAACAAGGUCACGAAGAGAAACCAGAAUGGAUGGAGGAGGUGGGCACAAGACUGGGAGCCCAAUUUAUAAACGAAGCCCAGAUCUGACAAAAUCUCCAAUGACAAAGUCUGAGCAGCUCCUGAGAAUAGACGACCACGAUUUCACCAUGAGACCAGCAUUUGGAGGUCCUCCAAUCCCUGUUGGAGUAGAUGUUCAGGUUGAAAGUCUUGACACCAUCUCUGAGGUGGAUAUGGACUUCACCAUGACGCUGUACCUGCGUCACUACUGGAAGGACGAGCGGCUGUCAUUUCCAAGCACCAACAACCAGAGCAUGACCUUUGACAGUCGCCUGGUGAAGAAAAUUUGGGUUCCUGACAUGUUCUUUGUCCACUCUAAGCGCUCUUUUAUCCAUGACACCACCACUGACAAUGUUAUGUUGAGGGUUUAUCCUGAUGGCAACGUGCUCUAUAGUCUCAGAGUCACAGUCACUGCCAUGUGCAACAUGGACCUCAGCCGCUUCCCUCUGGAUACCCAAACCUGCUCCUUGGAGAUUGAAAGCUAUGCGUACACAGAUGAUGACCUGAUGCUGUACUGGAAGAAAGGCAACGAAUCCCUGAACACAGAUGACAGAAUAUCUCUGUCCCAGUUCCUCAUCCAGAAAUUUCACACCACAACAAAACUGGCUUUUUACAGCAGCACAGGCUGGUACAAUCGUUUGUACAUCCACUUCACCCUGCGGCGCCAUAUCUUCUUCUUCCUACUGCAGACGUACUUUCCUGCAACCCUCAUGGUCAUGUUGUCCUGGGUGUCCUUUUGGAUUGACCGCAGGGCCGUCCCCGCUAGAGUACCACUAGGCAUCACCACAGUGCUGACCAUGUCCACCAUCAUCACCGGGGUCAAUGCUUCCAUGCCUCGAGUCUCCUACAUUAAGGCAGUGGACAUUUACCUCUGGGUCAGCUUUGUUUUUGUCUUUCUGUCAGUUAUAGAGUAUGCGGCAGUGAAUUACCUCUCAACUGUGCAAGAGAGGAAAGAGAGGAAGCUGAGGGAGAGGCUGCCGUGUACAUGUGGCAUCGGAAACCCAGACGAGAUGAUGAUUGACCCCCAGAUCACUGGCUAUGGGUCCAUGGAUGUCAACACUACAGGGAAUUAUGGGAUGCCAGAGAAUGGUGGCCGUCAAGAACGAAUUCUGGCUCAAGUGUCGUUGAAUGACCCACAGAUUGCAAGCCAGGUGAAGCCAUCCAGAGGUUACGUUAACAUCUGGAUAGACACCCAUGCCAUAGACAAGUACUCGAGGGUCGUCUUUCCUGGAGCAUACAUCCUCUUUAACAUCAUCUACUGGUCCAUAUACUCAUAAAUGGAGAUGUAUUAAAUGGUCUGAGAGCUGUUCAUGAUAGGACCACAGGAGUUCAGCUGGAAAUAUAACUUUGCGCUUCCCGUGCUUUUCAGAGAGAAACUCCUCAUUAGAUGCAUGGGGAUCAUUAACAGAUGGGUAAUCAUUGCCUUCUUUACCCAGCCACUUAAAACUGACGAGUUAAAAAAUGAGCAGGGGUUGCCACUGUUUUUGUUACUCCAUCAAAUCUUUGUGGUUUCAUGUAGUUUCUGUACCAUCGAUGGAAAGAUGUUUGGACAUUGUUGUCACCUGGGGAUUUAUUGCGCAAUGAGAUGCUCAGACUUGGAUUCGUGAAGUUAAACACUACAUUUCUGGUUCUCCAUGCAGUGACUGACCAGAUUUUCAGCAGAACUGAAAACACAUUUACUGGUAUUUCCAGUGCAUGGACUGAUCUUCUCUUAUAAGCUGUACAUGACAAUCAUAGACAAACUAAGUCUUCAGAGGAAUAGUUUUACACUUUCUUGAAAAGAAAAAAAUGGUUUAUUCACUUUCUGGUUGAGAAAAUCAAUGGAAUCUAUUCAGCACCAGUUAGUUUUGCCUAAUGAGUGUCAACAAGGUGAAACAGUUUGCAUUUUUAGCUCUAUCUAAACCAAUAAAUGUUACCUGGUUAGGCUUCAAAUUGUUGGCAACGGAUUUUGUCACUGAUUGUUGGGCCAAACCCUCUAUAGAAGACCAAAAAUGCCAAAAUCACAACCUAAAUAAAUAAAUACAGAAAUACUGAAAUAUAUACUUGAAUGUGAUAAUUAUUAAUUCUUCAAUUUAAUUCUGUCUUAUUUCAUUCUUAAUUGAUUUUUACAUGCAUAUAUUUGUUUAUUUCAAAAUUAGUUCCUUCUUUAUUUUUUGUUGUAUAGUAAUUAGGAGGGCAUUGCUAACAUAGUUAUAAAGCAGGAUUGACCACAUGUGAGAAUCAUACUGUCUCAUUUGAAACACAGAAGUAAAUAAAUGAAUAAAUAAGUCUAUAAAUACAUAAAUUACUGUGGAAAAAAAUAAAUAAAGCUAAGAAUACAUGAAUAAAAGCAAAAUAUAUAUAAAAUUAUUUAAUAAUUUCUAUAUUUCUUCACACAGUUUGUUUGUCUUUUUAUUCAUGAUAAUGGCAUUUUUGGUCCUCCAUAGUUGAUGAUUCCCUUUUUGUCUGGUCUCUGUGCUAAGCUUAAGGCAUCUGUCUUCUUGCUGUGGCUUUAUUUUUACUAUACAAACAUUAGACUGUACGAAAAAAUGAAUGUCGUUCUUAUGAAAUUGAUUUGUAGACGGCCAUUUGAAAAUCUGAAAUUUAGCAUUUUUCUUGUGACUUUCUUGGUUUCAUUUGCUUCUGUGCCUGCAGUAGCCACCCCCGAUAAUCGUCCUCACUAGGAAGCCAAAUGUAUUGAACUGUUACAAAAUCUCAAAAUCACUAAAUGAAACAUUUUAAAAACAUCUAAAAAGUCACAGGUCAGCUUCUCAGACUUUGUAAAAACAAAAACACUUGCUUGCUUUUUUUUAACAUGAUUAUUUGUAUGAUAAAAUUUAUAUUUUGUCUGUGAAACGGUGAUGUAUUGACACUGAUAUAUUGUCUGACAAAAUUUCUCUUUGGUCAAAUACUGAACUGGCAGUACUGAUCUUUGGUGCCCAUCCAAUAAAUUACUUUAGAUCUUCACUACAUGUAUUAUCUGGGGUUUGGACGGGCAUGGAAGUAAAGACAACUUUCUCUUUGGAGGUAGCAUGCUGCUGCAAGGUUUAAUACAGCAAGUAAUAAAGGCGGAUUUAUGGUCACGCAGCAUCAGCGUCAGUGUAGCUCCGCACAGGCUCGACGCGUACCUCUUCCAGACCUGACAUGCACCCCUAC